Struthio camelus australis is the source of this 2957-nucleotide messenger RNA. The record is from RefSeq and is a predicted model, not a curated record. Lineage: Eukaryota; Metazoa; Chordata; Aves; Struthioniformes; Struthionidae.
ACCCUGGUACGCACAGACUGUCUGUCAGAACUACUGAUGAAGACAUUGAAAGGAUUGAAAAUGGCUUUGUCAGAGAAUAUCAGUGAUUGGCAGCUCACAGAAUGGAAUUACUGGCAGUGAUGUGAAAGUGUGGUUGUAAAUGUAGAAUUAAAUCACCGCAAUCAGCUGCAGCUUCGGAGGCAAUGACUUCAGUAUGCCAGCUAAAGAAACUGAAAUAUGAAUUGCACUUUAUCAGGAUGAUGACGAUCCUGAAAAGACAUUUAGCUAAGACAUGCUGUUUGCUGUGAUCAACAUUAUUACAGGGGAUUUAUAGAGGAGUAAAAAGAUACAAUCUUACUCUGUACAAGAGAUCUCAUAUUUAACGUUGCUGGAUUGCUAAAGUGAUUGCCAAACUCAUUCGCUGUGUGAGGAUACAUCUUCAGAAUUGCAGAGGGUCAUUUCUGUGGAGGGAAGAGGCCUACCUGAAUCCCAGACAAGCUCAUUCACAGGCAGAGGAGCAAUGGCAAGACUCUCAGGAUUUGUUGUAUCUCUGAGGUCAUGGGCCACAAGACAUUUGCACCAUGAAGACCAAAGGCCUGAUUCUUUCCUGGAGCGUAUCCGAGGGCCAGAGCUCAUAGAAGUGUACAGUAGACAAAAUAAAAUCCAUUCCAGUCUAGACGUCCAUGAGCAGCCUGGAGGACUGAACAGGAAGAAAAAAGACAUCUUUGUGAUAGAUCCUUCAAGCAAUAUGUACUACAACUGGUUGACCAUAAUUGCAGGACCUGUGUUCUAUAACUGGUGUAUGCUUGUGUGCAGAGCCUGCUUUGAUGAGCUACAAAUUGACCAUAUUAGGUUAUGGCUGGUCUUGGACUAUUGCUCUGAUAUCAUCUAUGCUUUUGACAUGUUUGUCAGAUUCAGGACAGGCUUCCUUGAGCAAGGCUUGCUAGUUCAGGAUGAAAAGAAAUUACGAGACCAUUACACAAAAACUAUGCAGUUCAAACUGGACGUGCUCUCUCUUCUGCCAACAGACCUGGCAUACCUGAAGCUCGGUUGGAACUACCCUGAACUGCGGUUUAACCGCUUGCUGAGGAUUUCUCGGCUGUUUGAGUUUUUUGAUCGUACAGAAACCCGGACAAAUUAUCCAAACAUGUUUCGCAUUGGAAAUCUUGUCUUAUACAUUCUUAUCAUCAUCCACUGGAACGCAUGUAUAUAUUUUGCAAUUUCAAAGGUCAUUGGAUUUGGAACUGACUCUUGGGUCUACCCCAACGUGUCCACUCCAGAGUACGGGCGCCUAUCUAGAAAGUACAUUUACAGUCUGUACUGGUCAACGCUCACGCUGACGACCAUUGGAGAAACCCCACCUCCAGUGAAAGAUGAAGAGUAUCUCUUUGUGGUCAUUGACUUCCUGGUGGGUGUGCUCAUCUUUGCUACCAUUGUUGGUAACGUGGGCUCAAUGAUUUCCAACAUGAACGCCUCCAGGGCAGAGUUCCAGGCCAAAAUCGAUUCUAUUAAACAGUACAUGCAUUUCCGAAAAGUGACUAAGGAUUUGGAAGCCAGGGUUAUUAAAUGGUUUGAUUACCUCUGGACUAACAAGAAAACAGUGGAUGAGAAGGAAGUUCUUAAAAAUCUGCCCGACAAGUUGAAGGCUGAAAUUGCCAUCAAUGUCCAUUUGGACACACUGAAGAAAGUGCGUAUAUUCCAGGAUUGUGAAGCUGGACUUCUCAUUGAACUGGUGCUGAAACUGAAACCUACGGUCUUCAGUCCUGGAGACUAUAUUUGCAAAAAGGGAGAUAUUGGGAGAGAAAUGUACAUUAUCAAAGAGGGAAAAUUGGCUGUGGUGGCAGAUGAUGGCAUAACACAGUUUGUUGUCCUAAGUGAUGGCAGCUACUUUGGUGAAAUCAGCAUCCUAAACAUCAAAGGUAGCAAAUCUGGCAAUAGGAGGACAGCCAACAUAAGGAGUAUUGGUUAUUCUGAUUUGUUCUGCUUGUCUAAAGAUGAUUUAAUGGAAGCCCUCACUGAAUACCCAGAUGCCAAAAAGGCUCUGGAAGAGAAAGGGCGACAGAUUCUGAUGAAAGACAAUUUAAUAGAUGAGGAAGCAGCCAAAGCAGGAGCUGACCCAAAAGACUUGGAAGAAAAAGUUGAAAGACUUGAAACGGCUCUGGAUAUGCUACAGACCAGGUUUGCUAGGCUCUUGGCAGAAUACACCUCAUCUCAACAAAAAGUGAAGCAGAGACUUGCCAAAGUAGAAAAUAGAGUGAAAAAAUAUGGUAGUGGCACCGUCUCAGAGGCAGAGGCUGCAAAACCUGAGGAGGAGAAAAAGAACUAAUGGAAUAUUUGUAUUUUCUCAUUUCUUAGAGAAGGUUGAAGCAUGUAAAAGCCAUAAAUAUGUAUAAAUACAUGUGUGUAUACAUAGACAUGAUUAUUUUUAUAUGGCCUCCAAGGUAAUAGUUCUUAGCAUUUUUAACUAAAGCAGUAUUUUCUUGUAAAUAGAUCAUUGUUACCUUCUUAGAAGGAGAUCUUGGUCUGUCAUUUGAGUGCGUUUUUUUUUUUUUCUUUUUGUACUGGGAGUGGGUUUCUUGCAAGUCAUGCUCAGAAUGUGUGCCGUUAUGAGAUGUGUAAGUCUUCCUCUGUUAAGAAGGCAUUGUAUUUAAAGUAGAAGGGAUUGGUUUUGGAUAAGGACUUAUAAAAUAUUUAUAGGGUACACGCUCUACCUUGCUACCUUAUUAGCCUAUUAAAUACAUGGACUUACAGCCAGGCUUCUCAAAAUAUUUAUUUCUUCACACUGUGAGGCAGUCUGCACAACUUGUAGAACUGCAGCUAAGAAGUACGCACCUGGCCUAUACAGUGUACCCCUGCCUGUGUAUGAAAUAGCCAUGUACCCAGAUGCUUUUGUCAGAUUCCUUUCUACUGAGCCGGGCUGUGCACAAAGUGCCAUGCUGACAGCGCAGCGGUGAUUGAUCAUGUCUUUUCUGUCACAC